AUGCGCAUCAACAACAACGAUGCGUUGACUUCGGAAGGGCUGGUGUUGGUGCCGUACAUGGCGCACCACGUGCCCAAGUAUCAUGAAUGGAUGCAGAGCACCGAGCUACAGGAGCAGCCGGCUCAUGGCAUGUGUACAAACGGGCGCAGUGCCACCACCCGUCUAGAUGACCCCUCACCUGAUGUGACGGUCGAGGAAGAAACAGCCGCCAUGGUCGGCGACGUCAAUUUGUUUUUUAACGAUCAAGAUGAUCCACACUCGGCUGAGAUUGAGCGUGUGACGGCCAAGAUCGGCUUUGCAAACGCCCCAUCCUUGCACCUUUUCACGGAGCGCCUUGGCUUUACAGAGGUGAGCCGCAGCGUGGUCUUUGAGGAAGUGACGUUGGAGCGCCGGCUUGAGCCAGCGCUUGUGGCUGAAUGGCGCGCGCUGGUGCAAAGCCGAAAACUUGCGUACGACACGGCCUUUGUUGCUGCUCGUGCAUGA
Monosiga brevicollis MX1 is the source of this 483-nucleotide messenger RNA. RefSeq lists its product as uncharacterized. The record is from RefSeq and is a predicted model, not a curated record. Bases 1 to 483 code for a protein of 160 amino acids. Gene Ontology annotation, biological process: protein acetylation. The transcript is spliced from 4 exons. Lineage: Eukaryota; Choanoflagellata; Craspedida; Salpingoecidae. Gene Ontology annotation, molecular function: N-acetyltransferase activity.